AACUAAUAGUCUAUUUUCCAAUACAUUACAGUUUUUGUACACUUUUAUAAUAGAUAUUAAGUAUGCAAAACGUCUUAGUUACUUUGUUACUGGUUUGCCUUAUAAGAAAAUCAUAUUGUUGGUACACAGGACCGGAUGGAAAAAUUGCUUUAGAAGGAACGCCUGAAUUUGAAGCCAACAAAUAUAUCAAGAAAAUAUUUACAAAGUACGUGGUCGAUUUCAAAAUUAGCGACAAAAUGAGUGAACAGAUGCUGGCGGAACUGAUGAGUAAUCUCGGUCUUGGGAUCAUCCACAAACUGCCCAGAAGUGACGAUAUUCCUCACCAUGAUGAAGACGAAGAAGAUCACCACGAUCGACGAAGAAGAAAAAGAAGCAAUCCUGGCAAUCUUGAUCAUGAUAAACAGCCUACUGAUGUUACUAAAUUUGCCGACUCCGUAUCGUCAAUUCCACAUUUUCAUGAAAAUGUAACUGAAAACUCAAACAAUUCUAACUGUCUCUCUGCUUCUAUCCUAAUUCAAGAUUAUGGAAUUAACAAGGAAGGAGGAAUAGGAGCUUACCAGUUUGGGAUGCUCUGUCCGGCAUUAAUAUAUCUAACGGAUGAGAAAACCUGCAUCGAACGUGAAGAUGAUGACGAAACCAGUUCAAAAUCAACUUCCGCGCAAGUGUGGGGAUAUGGCUUCUUGUCUGUUACCGUAAUUAGUUUAUUGUCAUUUCUUGGAGUCGCUAUUGUUCCUCUGAUAUCGGCUUCUUUCUUCCAAACACUGUUGUCCGUUCUGGUUGCUGGCGCCGUAGGAGCUUUAAGUGGAGACGCCCUACUUCAUUUAAUCCCACAUUCUCAAUCAUCAUCUCACGAACACAGCAACGAACCAAUUUUAAAAAAUCUCACCGUUCUUGCUGGAAUCUACUUUCUGUUUGUAGUCGAAGGUAUCAUGAAAAUAUUGCAACACAGAAGGGAGAGAAUGAAACUAGACAGGAAACAUAACGAUAUAAAGGACAACAGUGACGAAAAACUACGUAGUAAAACCGGGAAUGAUUAUGUUAACGAUGAUGUUGAAGAUGGUGAUAGGCAAAUACAAUUAUCAAAAGAAAAGUCUCACUCACAUCACCAUCAUCACGAGACUGAUCCUCAUGGACAUCACCAUGAUCAUGAAAAUAUGGAAGACAAAGGCAUUGCAAGUAUGGCUUGGAUGGUGAUUGCAGGCGAUGGAAUGCAUAACUUUAGUGACGGUGUUGCCAUCGGUGCUGCGUUUUCAAUCAGUCUUGUUGGUGGGAUGAGUACAUCAAUCGCAGUAUUUUGUCAUGAACUGCCACACGAACUUGGUGAUUUUGCCAUGUUGAUUAAAGCAGGAAUGUCAAUAAAGCAAGCUUUAUUUUAUAAUGGAUUUGCAGCUUGUCUCGGUUAUUUUGGACUCAUCGUUGGAAUUUUGAUUGGGAAUUACGCUGCUAAUGUAACACCAUGGAUAUUUGCGGUCACUGCUGGAAUUUUUUGUACGUUGCUCUUGUCGACAUGCUACCUGAAAUGAAUUCCGGAAACUAUGCUUCGAAUACGAAAACUGAGGUCACCAAUUUUCUACUCCAGAACGUUGGAUUAUUACUCGGGAUUGGAUUAAUGCUCAUAAUUUCUGUUUUUGAAGAUGAAUUUAAAUUUGAAUAGUUUUGAUAUGAGAAUAUUCAAAGGAUAUGCUGUGAGUCGACCAGAGGAUUGAUCAGCAUAUGGACCAAAUAGAUGCAAGUCAACUAUGCAUAAAAUUUUUCUUUUCGCCAUUCCAAACAAAAUACAUAUGUACAUUUACGUUACAUUUAUGUCUAGGUGUCAUAAAACCGUUUUUACAGAAAACUACAAGUGCGUCAAUAACAACAUUGCAAUAAUAGGAUUUCGCUACAAAUAUUUCUAUAUUAUCUUGAUGAUUAUUUUUGUUGUCACAUACCAUCUUUUCAUUACAUAUCUGCAUUGCUCAAAUGGCCGAGCAAACAAGCGCAUCGCAUAAUAUUUACUACUAACCAGAAUAAAAUAGAAGCAGUUGCUCACCCAAAGACAUCAUUUCAAAGCAAAUAUAUUAUAUAUAUGUAUAUAUAUAUAAUGCUUGUAUGUCUUGUUUUUUAUUAUUUUUAUAACGUUUAGUUAUAGUAGGUUAUCAAACUAUAAAUAUAUUUAUAUGGUUGAGAUAUGGUUUUGUCUUUAUUUAAUAUCACAUAUAAAAUCUUCACAAACUGAUAGCAAAUUGUUUAGGAAACAUGAUAUCACCCUUCAACUGCAAAUUCGAGUUUAGGAUAGCCAUAGUCGGCAUAUGCUUAAAGAUUCCGGUACUUGGCAACGAAGAUUUACGUCAGGAAGACAUGUUGUCAUGCAUGUAAUUAAAUGGAAUGACCCGAUUUUUGCUUCAUUGUUGAUUUUCUAACUUUACUAAAUACAAUAAAAAUAUAAACCACUUGAUUCAAUUUGGAUUUAAAGUUGAUACGGGGUGGAUUUGAAUAACAGAAGCUCAAAUAUUGAAUUUGCGAAGUUUCGAUUCGUUAGUCGAUCGAUAUGCUUUGUUAUGUGAGAUGUUUUCUCAAUUUUUUCAACCUUAUUCCAUGAAAAAUGUCUUGUCGAAGUUAAAAGUAAUAACCACAAAUGACAAUUUUUUUGCUCUACUGGGUAUUGUUUUCACUAAUGGCGGGUUAUAAUAUACAUGAGUACUUUAUGAAAGGAUUUUAAACCGUCACUAUUGCUUUGGUUGUGUUUGGUGUCGUGAUCAGUCAUGCAGUCUUCGACAUACGCCUAAAAAUGCCUUAUUAUUCAAUAAAUAAUGAGAUAAUUUUUAAAGCACCUUCCGUCAUAUUAAAAUAUUAAGGAAAUUAAAUUUGAUUUUUUGUUGUAGCAUACCAUGCUAUCCUACAACCCAUCAUAUGUUAGGUUUAAAAAUCUAUUGUGUCAUAACUAUAAGUUGAAGUUUAUUUUGACUUCAUGAUCGGAAUAACAGGCGAUAAAAUAAUUAAUUGAUAAAAACAGAUAAAUAAAAACAGAAAUAUUAGAUGUCACAAAUAAGCCAUCUAAAACUAAACAAUCAUAAUAACUGUCCUUGCGUAGUAUAAUUUAUUUUGAAUCUAUUGUUGUUUUUCCAUGAUUUUGUAUUUUUUGAGAUAAUUUUUCAUCCGAUUGCUUCGUCGCUAAAUUAGCUGCUGUAAUUCAGCAUCAGACUGUUGACUCAUUGAGAAUUUGGCGACCUCACGUCAACUGCUAUGAGUCAUUGUUUUUAUUUACUUUAGUUUCACUGUGUGUGUUUUUUUGCUUCAUAUUGAUGCUUGUAUGACAAAAAUAAAUCUGAAUAUAAAAUCGGGGAAAGCAAA
Messenger RNA from Styela clava, 3330 nucleotides. Its product is annotated as zinc transporter ZIP6-like. Lineage: Eukaryota; Metazoa; Chordata; Ascidiacea; Stolidobranchia; Styelidae. The record is from RefSeq and is a predicted model, not a curated record. Gene Ontology annotation, cellular component: plasma membrane. Gene Ontology annotation, molecular function: zinc ion transmembrane transporter activity; monoatomic cation:bicarbonate symporter activity. Gene Ontology annotation, biological process: zinc ion import across plasma membrane; intracellular monoatomic cation homeostasis.